This is a messenger RNA of Stegodyphus dumicola, 561 nucleotides long. Its product is annotated as thiol S-methyltransferase TMT1A-like. NCBI's taxonomy places the organism in Eukaryota, Metazoa, Arthropoda, Arachnida, Araneae, Eresidae. Gene Ontology annotation, molecular function: S-adenosylmethionine-dependent methyltransferase activity. The record is from RefSeq and is a predicted model, not a curated record.
AAAAGAGAUUUUGAAACUUCUUGAGAGAUGGGAUUCUUCAUAUUUGUUACUUUGAGUAUUUUGUGGUGGAUAGCAUCUUUGACUAUACUGCUGCCAUUUGUACUUCUCUUAAAAUAUUGGAAGGCAUUUCAAAAUAGAUGGUUUUCAUUCAUCUUUGUUAAUAUCCUGGCUCCUUUUUUCGAACCUCUGAUGACACGAUACCGAAAGGAAUGCUUCGAACAUUUAAAAAAAAAUAUAUCUGAUCGAGAUAAAUCAAAGCCUCUGAAGAUAUUGGAAAUUGGGAUUGGUUCUGGGGCAAACCUGCCCUAUUAUCCUGAAAACUCAUCUUUAACUGCUGUAGAUAUGAAUGCUUCAUUUAAAGAGUAUUUCUACAAAAACCAAAAGAAAUAUCCUCAAGUAAAAUUUGAAAGAUUAAUCACAUGUAUGGCUGAAAACAUGCAUGAAGUAGAAGAUUCUAGCAUUGAUAUUGUGAUUUCUACAUAUGUCCUUUGUUCUGUAGAGGAUGUCCAGUCUGUUUUGAGUGAAAUAAGACGUGUCUUAAAACCUGUGAGUGUAUUUUAA